AUGCCCUCUAUAUAUGGAUUAAUGAAAUUUUUUGUUGGGUUUUGCAUUCCAGCAUACCAUUCAAUGUUUGCUUUAAAGACCCAAAAUCAACAUUUAAUUAAAAUAUGGUUAACAUAUUUUUCAACUGUAGUCUUUUAUGAACUAAUUCUAUCAUUUAUUUUUGAUCCUAUCUUUAGGGUUAUAGAUCCCAGACUUAUAUAUUUCAAGACUUUAUUUGUUAUUCUGUAUAUUUUUCCAGAAACUGGAUUUCAGGAAUCAUAUCUCAUUUUUUUCAGUAAGUACUUAAACAAAUUAUGUAUUUCAGUUUUCGAAUACAUUAAGGGAGUUUUAUCUUUAAGUCCAGAUUUACCUGAGGAAACUUCACUCUCAAACUCUCCAGUUCCAUCAAUACCUGAAGAAGGAGAUAUCAAAGGCAUAGCAGAUUCGAAAGAAUCUAUUUCAGAGGGUACUACUCUUGCUCCGAGCACUCCAGUAGGAAAGAUAAAUACAGAUUUCAUUUUUUCAUAG
Molecule: messenger RNA, 507 nt
Organism: Cryptosporidium ubiquitum
Lineage: Eukaryota; Apicomplexa; Conoidasida; Eucoccidiorida; Cryptosporidiidae
Exons: 1
Coding region: 1-507 (168 amino acids)
Source: RefSeq, a predicted model, not a curated record